AUGAAAUUCAAAGUAGCUGAAGGGAGUAAUAAAAUGCUGGUUACAUCUCCGAGAGGCGCCAAAUCUCUUCUCCGGAGGUCGGCGGCUCUGAUGUGCCUUGCAGGAGAACUACAAAUCGUCCUGGACCUUGGCCAAAUUGCCCCUGCCCCGGUGUACUUUGCUCACGGUCGUCGCUUGCAACGGAAGAACAACGCGCGAAUGAAAAACCACCGCCAGCAAGCACUGCUGCUAGCUGGAAAAAAGAAAACCGGGAACAAGAAGAAGAUGAAAAAGGACAACGAAAAAACACAAAUCGACAUCACGCCAACGAGUGAAGAUAAAAUUACCGCCUCGAGCGAAUUCAAUGAAGAUGUCCGGGUAAAGAACCUGGUCGACGGCGACUUGCAUUCCAUUUUCAAUACCGCAGACAAUGCUUAUGGCAAGCCCGGGCAAAAGUGUCCGUGGAUCCAACUGGAACUCGACGUCCCGUCUGGUACAACUACAACUUCAGUGGGCGAGGUUCACCUGACGAGCUGGCUUUAUGGAGGUAAAGAAAAUGAAUUUUUCCGGUUGCGCCGGCUCCUGUUUCUGCGAGGGAAAAAUUUCGGGGGCGGGGGGUGGAAUGUAACUGACGAGUCUUUGCCAGAGGGAGACGUGGCGAGCUCGGGGGCGAACGCCGGGAUUCGGGUUUUGGUCACCGUAUGUCAUGAGGAAAAACGUACAACCCGCCGCCACCCUAGAUCCGUAGUAGCCAAAAAAUAAAAAAGAAAAAUCUUAAUCUCUCUGAUAAUUAGUCUUCCUUGUAAUUAUAGUCGAAUCCUGAAUUCUACCACAAGGACGAGUAACAGCAAUCAGAAAGAUUUUGAUUUCCCAUUCGGAGCCGCGCGAACUCACAGCACAGACUCGUCACCAAUCAGGUUUCGUUUCCUGCUGGUCAACAUAGCACGAAGAAUUUUUCCCAUGAAAACACAAAUGCUGCUCAUGGGCAGCCGGAGCCGCAGGCGACACGUUCUACUUCUAGCCCUGCUGGUUGUAUUAGAUUCGCAUGACAAAGACAAGAACUCUGGCGAGCGGGUACUAUGUUUUUCCACAGGAUAGACCGACUCUUUUCGAGAUCGGGCUGACACCUCGCAGUGGUUCGAGACCGGGGACGACCGACCUGGUUGGUACAAAGGGACAGCUGCGGGGGAUGUGUGCCAGCCGCCAGUCCCUUCGGAGGUUUGCGACUGGAUUCUCUGCGAUGAACAAGAAAAUGCGGCGACGUGCAAGGACCGGUUUGAGCCAACCGAACAGGAUCCGACAAUCGGCACCGCGGUGGUUGACUGCAAGGGGAAACAGGGGAAGUACCUCAUCGUGGAAUUACCAGGUGUCGUGGAGGCAGCUGGCAACGACGCAAUUCGCGUUCUGAACCUGAACGAAGUCAAGGUGUUUGGCGCAGCUGCCACAAGCGAGCAGGGCUUGUCGACCCACGGUGGUGGGGCCAACCAAGCGCCCGAGGACGAUGUUGAAAAGUCCGAGGCGUUUAGGAGGCUGCUCGGCGCAAGUCCAGCUACAGGCAAGCAGGACGCCCUCCCAGCUGAUGACUGCUGCUUCUAG
Amoebophrya sp. A120 is the source of this 1575-nucleotide messenger RNA. The record is from the annotation of a GenBank genome assembly. NCBI's taxonomy places the organism in Eukaryota, Dinophyceae, Syndiniales, Amoebophryaceae.